This is a messenger RNA of Calypte anna (Anna's hummingbird), 1666 nucleotides long. RefSeq lists its product as uncharacterized. The coding region runs from base 1 to 1539 and encodes 512 amino acids. The record is from RefSeq and is a predicted model, not a curated record. The transcript has 8 exons. NCBI's taxonomy places the organism in Eukaryota, Metazoa, Chordata, Aves, Apodiformes, Trochilidae.
AUGGCGGGGCCGGGACUACGUUUCCCAGCGGCUCCUCCUGGGCCCGCACAUGCUCGGUGCGGCUCCGGAGACUCCCGGCAGCUCCCGGCGCGGUUCCCGGUGUGUAACAGGGGCGCUGGGUGCGGAACUCGGCGCGGCUCCCGGAGAUCCCCGGCACGGAUCACUGUGCGGCCCCCGGCUGUUCUCGGCGCGGAUACCGAUCUGGCUCCCGGUUCAGCUUCCGGCGGCUACCGGUGGAGAUCCCGGUGCAACUCCAAGGGGCUCCCGGUGCGGCCCCCCGGUGCAAGAUUCCCGCAGCUCCCGUUCCGGCGGAUUCUGGGUGCUCCUGGUGCAGCUCCAGGCACGACUCCCCGUGCAGCUCCCGGCGGUGCACCCCGGUGCACUCUCGGGACUGCACGGCCGAUCCUCGAGGGGCUGAGCCCAGCCCUUCCCAGCCUCACCACCGACCUGGGGCCGAGCUUUCCCACCCUCACCCCGGAAAGCAUGCCCCGUGGGCGAGCCUGGACGCAGACAGAGGUCAGCAGGCUGCUGGCUUUGGUGAGGGGUUCAGGGGAGGCCGCCCUGCUCAUGGCCUCGACGUCUCGACCCAACGAGGCUCUGUGGAGGGAGAUCUCCCAAGGGCUGGCAGCAUCCGGCUACGGGCGCACCGUGGCUCAGUGCCGGUCCAAGUGGAAGGCACUCAAGCAGGCUUUCCACUCGGAACGGGAGACACGCCGGAGGGCCGGCUGCCACUCACCUCGCCUGCCCUCUCACUACCGAGCCAUGAAGAGCAUCUGGAAGGCGGCUGGGCGGCCCGUUUUCGGGGAGCGGAGGAUGCCAGACCUGGUGAAGCUGCCCCCCAGGAAGGGCAGGUCAGCCCUCACCACCCGUUCUUCACCCUCACCAGAACCGCCAGAGCACGAUGUUGGUGGGGACACCACAGGCACACUGCAGUCCGUGAAGGAUGAGCUGGCGAGCUCAGCUGGUGGGAGCCACAUCUCUGGAGUGCCACCUGCACCCCUCACUGUGCCAUGCUGUCACGCUUCCCUGAAGCAGGAAAGAGAUGAACAGAAGGCUGGUUUUCCUGGUGAGACAUCGCCAGCAAUGGGAAGAGGAGACCGAGUGCUGCCAGUGGGCACCUCAGCCCUGAGCUCCCCUGGGAUGGCUGCCAUAAGCGAGCAGCCAGCAGCGGGUCAGGAGGCAUCAGACACAAGCCUGCACAGUUCUGGCGUGGCAGGCUUGCUCCAGAGCAUCCAGCAGCUGCUGGUGCAGAUCCUGCAGACAUCCCAGCAGCAGCAGGCACUGCUGGAGAGCCUGGCCAGUGACACCAUCUCCCACCUCCACCUCCUCUCACACAGCCUGGUGCAGGUGGGCGAGACCCUGCACCAGCUCCUGCUCCGGCCACAGACCCACCUCAGCCCCCUCAACCACUACAACCCCCACAUGCCACUUUUUGAGGGUGACACCGGGGUGCCCUGCUCCCCUGAUGUUCCCCACAUCUCCCUGGAUCACAAAGAGGAGCCUCAGGUGUCCCCCACCACUGGCUGCAACCCCCUGUGAGUGCCACCAGCUCCAGGAGCAACCACUUCGCUACACAGCCAUGGCACAAAUCUUUAUAGCAGAGGCCCCAGAUAUUUUGAAAGUUUAUAGAAGAGAGACAUUUUAAUAACAUUAAAAAUAACUUUUG